AUGAAGAGCGUCUACACAGCAAUCCCGUUGGCCCUGUUGGCUGCUGUCGCCCAGGCUGAGCUCCAUCUGUCUGGCCAACAUAAGCAAUCCCGCGAUGUGGGACUUGCCAGUGAUGGCGGCCAUGAUUUCCUAGGUGAUAGUAGUGAAGACGGGGAUUUCCUGGGCGAUACUCAUGAUCACGACUUCUUUGGCAACGGCUUCGAUCAUCCUAAAAAUAAUGGUCCUGAUACGUCUGAUUUCGAAUCAUCAUGGAAGAAUUCUGCCAUUGGUGGCCCGCAUAACUUCAAUCAGCAAAAUGGUGGUCCAUACACUGACUCAGGCCAUAACGAGAUUGAUGACGGUAUCAACAGUGACAAUAUUGUUAUUACCCAAGUGAGCAAUCAACAAGCGGAACAGGCCACUGAGGGCACAUACAUUACUCCGGAGCCAGACCAUCCCCAGGAUGCACCUUCGCCUCCUGCCGAGCACCAGCCUGAGCAACUGCCACCACAGCAACAUUCGGACCCUAAGCAGGCUGUUCCUGAGACUGUUCCUAGUGAGCCUGAGACUGUUCCUACUAAGCCUGAGACUCCGGUCGACACCUCUGAAGAUGGAGGGGAGCAGGAGCCGCCUUGUCCUGAAUCUGAAGACGGCACUCAUCACAUGCCAAUGCCAAUGCCAGAGGACAGUGAGGCCCCAGAUGCACCAAAAGAGACACCUAAGCCACAGCCAGAGGUCCCUAUUGAUCCCCAAAUUCCAGCAGGCAAGGGUAAUUCCUACCCGCCCCCUCAUCCUCCUGCGCAGCAAAGUCAUCCACAGCCGCAUGAGGACGCGGAGCCUUUCCCUGAAGAACACGAGCUGCCGGAGCCUGACCAUGAGAAGGAUCAAUACCAUGGCACAUAUCCUCCUCCCAAGAAGCCUCAAGAUGGCAUUGACUCGGCCCCUGUUCCCGAGGAACACGACCUUCCGGAGCCUGACCAUGAGAAGGAUCAUUAUCAUGGCGCAUACCCUCCUCCCAAGGAGCCUGAAGAUAACUUUGACUUGUCCCCUGUUCCUGAAGAACACGAAACCGAACCUGAGACUUACAAACCAUUCCCUCCUGGCCCCCAGUACGGAAAGCCCCAAUCUCACGGUCAUGUGACGCCUUCUUCGACAUUCAAAGCCCAGAUCAAGGCAUCUCAGGCUCCAUCAUCAGUGCACCAUGCUUCCUACCAAGCAUCGAUUCCUCCGUCUGUGUCCAUACCAGCCAAGCCCACGACGACCGCACCACCUCCAACUUUGAUUACCGCUCCUAGCAUCGCCCUAACUCCCACCCCAACUGUGCCAAGUCCUUUGUCGGUGCCCUCACCUUUCCUUGGUGGGGCUGGCUUCGUUGCUGCUCCUCAAGGCUUCACUUUGGCCGUCCUCGGAGCCUUGGCCUUCCUUCUAUGA
Talaromyces atroroseus is the source of this 1410-nucleotide messenger RNA. RefSeq lists its product as hypothetical. Bases 1 to 1410 code for a protein of 469 amino acids. Lineage: Eukaryota; Fungi; Ascomycota; Eurotiomycetes; Eurotiales; Trichocomaceae. The record is from RefSeq and is a predicted model, not a curated record. The transcript has 2 exons.